Triticum urartu is the source of this 960-nucleotide messenger RNA. It is a transcript of the gene ATRZ-1A, whose product is annotated as RNA-binding (RRM/RBD/RNP motifs) family protein with retrovirus zinc finger-like domain-containing protein. Gene Ontology annotation, molecular function: RNA binding; zinc ion binding. The record is from RefSeq and is a predicted model, not a curated record. NCBI's taxonomy places the organism in Eukaryota, Viridiplantae, Streptophyta, Magnoliopsida, Poales, Poaceae.
CCUUAUCUCUUCGUCUCGCAAAAGGGGAGACAGAAGAGAGUUCGAUUUCCGACUAAAACCUCUCGCCGCCGACGACCAAGCUCGGAGACCUAUUGACCUAGUUCCCAAUGUCGGACGCAGAUGAUUACCGUUGCUUCGUUGGGAGUCUGUCAUGGAACACAACUGAUGUGGAUCUGAAGGAUGCUUUUGGGAAAUUUGGUCGAGUUACUGAGACAAAGGUGGUUCUUGACAAGUUCUCUGGCCGAUCACGUGGCUUUGGAUUUGUGACUUUUGAUGACAAGAAGGCCAUGGAAGAAGCUGUUGAGGCUAUGAAUGGAAUUGAUUUGGAUGGAAGGAAUAUUACUGUUGAAAGAGCACAACCUCAAGGUUCAGGCAGGGACCGUGAUGGAGAUCGAGACUAUCGUGGUGGUGGUGACCGCUAUGGUGGUGGCCGUGAUUUUGGUGGCGGUCGUGGUGGUGGUCGUGGUGGCGGCGGUGAUUGCUACAAAUGUGGCAAGCCUGGUCAUUUUGCAAGGGAGUGCCCAUCUGGUGAUGGUGGGGACAGGUAUGGUAGCAGGGAUGACAGGUACAGUAGCAGGGAUGACAGGUACAGUAGCAGGGAUGACAGGUACAGUAGUAGGGAUGACAGGUAUGGUGGCAGGGAUGGUGGAAGGGAUGACAAGUAUGGUGGUAGCAACGGCAGCAGUCGCUAUGGGCCUGACCGUGGUGGUGAUCGCUAUUCUGGAAGUCGUGAUGGAGGAAGCCGCGGCAGUGGUGGCGGUGAUCGAUACAGCCGUGACAGGUCUGGACCAUAUGAUCGUCGCAGCCGAGAUGAAUACUGAUCUUGAUGGUGGAGAUUCUGUCUCAGUGCUUGGUUUACCAAUGUUCCUAUCUGGAUUUGGCUUGUAACCGGUUCCUUGGGAGCUUCAGUGGAUUGCGUUAUUUUGUCUGAGUAAUAUUUGGGAUCCAUGUUUCUGCGUU